GCCGACUCACGCGUAUCUCCAUACUCGCUGAACGAUCUCAAGAACACGACCGAUGAUGCUCUGGGCAACUAUCUACGAGGCCUGAACUUCAAGCAAGACAACACAAAGCUCGACGUAAGGCUGGCACUUGGAUAUACUGCGGUCAUAAUUUCUGCAGUGACAUUUGCUGCAGACUACAAGUUUGGAUGGGAGGUAACUAAGACCGGCACAGCCUGGGCAGUUGCCGUGUACACACUUCUCAAUGGCGCCUUGACGCUGUGGCUGUGGUUCGUAGAGAAGGGCUUGAUUUUUGAAGGCGCCAAGGACGGCAAGAAGAUCUCAAUCUCCACCAAAACCAAUAAACACGAUCCGACCUACUACCUCGACGUUACGACUACAAAACCCGGCUUUCCUGAGAGCACACUCCAUCUCAAGACUCCUUUCACAACGUGGUUUACGGCGGACGGAUACUUCGUAGCAAAACCUUUUCAGCAAUGGCUUGCCUCCAGCAUUGAGGUCAUUGGAGAUGCCGACGUGAAAAAU
This is a messenger RNA of Pseudocercospora fijiensis CIRAD86, 522 nucleotides long. RefSeq lists its product as uncharacterized. The transcript is spliced from 2 exons. The record is from RefSeq and is a predicted model, not a curated record. Gene Ontology annotation, cellular component: membrane; signal peptidase complex. NCBI's taxonomy places the organism in Eukaryota, Fungi, Ascomycota, Dothideomycetes, Mycosphaerellales, Mycosphaerellaceae. The annotation marks the transcript as partial. Gene Ontology annotation, biological process: protein targeting to ER.